Messenger RNA from Fomitopsis serialis, 663 nucleotides. RefSeq lists its product as uncharacterized. The annotation marks the transcript as partial. The transcript is spliced from 4 exons. The record is from RefSeq and is a predicted model, not a curated record. NCBI's taxonomy places the organism in Eukaryota, Fungi, Basidiomycota, Agaricomycetes, Polyporales, Fomitopsidaceae.
AUCAUCUGGGAUUGUGCCGUCGCGUGUGUCGUAUUGAGCGUCAAGUUCCACCGCGAUGUCUUCCCGCCGCAUUACCUGAUCCCAGCGCGCGAGUUUGGCAUGCUGGCUCCUCAUUCAAUGUCCUACGAUGACCUCGAGGUCGCGCAGUGUGAUAUCCUGGGUGCACUGUCUCACUCGGUAGGCUGUGUCACGCCGGGACAGUAUCUGCAGGACCUCUGGCUCGCGUUGCCGAGCUUACGGACCUUACUCGCUUUCGACAAGGGGUGGGAGACGGCGCAAGAGGAGACGUGGGCCAUCUUGUUAGAAGCGUUCAUGCAGCCAGGCAUCCUCCGCUUCCCUACUUCUCUGCUUACAGUCUGCGCGCUCAUCGACGGCUGCGUCGACGUGCUCAUCGAGCGUUACAAGGUCAAAUUCCAAUCGUCGAACGCAUUCAAUAGCAGACGCAGGCCAAGCACCGGCGCAGGCAGUCUCAUACGCAAGGAUCGCAACGAAGACCUCAGGAGAAAAGCCUCGAAGGCGAUCCACAACCUCAAGAUGGACAUGCAGGAGCUUCUCGGAUACACGGAGGUGUGUCACAAGCUAAUUCUUGGUUUGGUCGUCUUGUUGACGAUAAGUAAGGCUGAUGUGCGGUACUGUCGAUUUUGGCUGAGGUCUGCUCCAUGA